This is a messenger RNA of Thyridium curvatum, 1104 nucleotides long. RefSeq lists its product as uncharacterized. Gene Ontology annotation, molecular function: protein heterodimerization activity; chromatin DNA binding. Gene Ontology annotation, biological process: leading strand elongation; DNA damage response; heterochromatin formation. The record is from RefSeq and is a predicted model, not a curated record. Gene Ontology annotation, cellular component: epsilon DNA polymerase complex; CHRAC. Bases 1 to 1104 code for a protein of 367 amino acids. The transcript is spliced from 4 exons. NCBI's taxonomy places the organism in Eukaryota, Fungi, Ascomycota, Sordariomycetes, Thyridiales, Thyridiaceae.
AUGCCCCCCCGGAAAAGCGACCAGGCCGCCUCGCGCAAGAGCGACGUCUCGGCCGCGCGCUUCGUCCUCGCCCCGGAGAGCGAGGCGCACGCGGCCGACAAGCCCCUCGCCACCUCCGAGCCGCUGCCCUCCGCCGCGGCGCCCUCCAGCCCGUCCCAGCACGCAGCCGGGGGCCCGAGCACAGGCGGCGGUGGAGGAGCAGACGCGUCCUUCGUGUCGGCGGCACCGACAGAGGGCGGCAGCGGUGGUGGUGCGGGGAAGGAGGGCAACAAGAAGAAGGAGGAGAGUAAGGACAACCUGACCAUCGAGGACCUCAACCUACCCAAGUCGAUCAUCACACGCCUGGCCAAGGGCGUGCUGCCGCCCAACACGCAGAUACAGGCCAAUGCGAUACUGGCCAUGACCAAGAGCGCCAGCGUGUUUGUCAACCACCUGGCAUCAGCAGCUCCCCUUGUAUGGAGGGGAGCGCUCAGCGCAAACGACAUCACCCUAGCAUCCAACAAGAAGACCAUCAUGCCGCAGGACGUCUUCAGCGCCCUCGACGACAUCGAGUUCGGCUUCAUGCGGCCCCAGCUCGAGGCCGAGUUCGCAAAAUUCAACCAGAUCCAGACCUCCAAGCGGUCCACCUACCGCAAAAAGGUCGCCGCCGCCAAGCGCAGCGGCCCGGACGCCGACGGCGACGGCGACACCACCCUCGCCGACGCCUCGGCCCUCAGCGCCGACGCGACGGGCGUGCAGGCCGACGUCUCGACGCACGGCGAGACCAGCGUGCUGUCCUCCGCCUCCGCCACCGGGCACGAGCACCGGCAGCAGCAGCAGCAGCAGCAGAGGGCGCCCAAGAAGGCGCGCACCGAGGGCGGCGGCGCCGGUGCCAAUGACGACGAGGAGGAGCACAGCGACGCCGAGACGGAGCCCGAGGAGGAGCACGUCGACGAGGACGAAGAGGACGACGACGACGUCGAGGAGGAGGAGGAAGAAGAUGACGACAACGACGACGAGGGUGGCCGCCGGCGGGGAGAGGAGGACGAGGACAGGGACGCGCUGGAGGAGAGGGAACAGGGACCCGAUGACGACGAGGCGCUGGAUGGGAACGAGAGCGACUAG